AUGCUCACCCUCGCAUUCAGAGCAGUCAACUACGAUUUCAUGUUGGUAGCGGUAAAAUCACCACGUCCUCCCUCCGCCGCGAUGACUGCAGAGCGUGAUCCGAUUACAUAUAUUUACAUCACCAAUGACGAUCUGCCAACACUGGUCCAAUCUGCCGUGUACAAUCACAUCUCCAUCUCCAGCCUCGGAUUUGGAACAACCAAAGGCUAUGUGCGAAAGCUUCGUAGUCAUUCCUCCCCAACCAUCGAAUCAGUGUCGGCGAAUACACUAUGCUUCCUCGACAAGCUCGCCUUGGCGGUAGGAGCACAUUUCGGCUCCGGAUUCGACGCACCGGAGUUCAAAGCCGCCUUCAGCGCCGCCAUGCAGCGGAUCGCCAUUCAGAUGCAGCACAGGAAAGCGUCAGGCGGUCCUUACCUAGAUACCGGCGCCGCGGCGAAAAUGCUCAGAUCCUUGGCCGCCCGGUCGUUGGUAGGCUACGCCGAAUUCAGGACAUUUAUAGGCGAAGCUGCAAUCACGCUUCUUCAUAGAAGAUCCUUCACUGCGCUCUGGGACGGACAUGAGAAGCGAGUUCACCUCGAUCAAGAUGGUCUUUACCGAUGCAGGUGGAGCCCGAUUCAUCCGUCUCCGUUUGCACCAGUGUACCAGCAGAUGCCGAUUGAGGGUGCAAACGUGCAGAAUGGAAGUUUCAACAAUAUGGAUGGUACUGGCCAAUUGAGCUGGCCUUCGGUUCCGCCAGCGAUGCCGUUUGCACCAGUGUAUCAGCAGAUGCCGAUUGAGGGUGCAAACGUGCAGAAUGGAAGUUUCAACAAUGUGGAUGGUGUUGGCCAAUGGAGCCGGCCUUCGGUUGAGCCAGCGAUGCCGUCUGCACCAGUGUACCAGCAGAUGCCCAUUGAGGAUGCAAACGUGCAGAAUGGAAGUUUUAACAAUGUGGAUGGUGUUAGCCAAUGGAGCCGGCCUUCGGUUGAGUCAGCGAUGCCGUUUGCACCAGUGCACCAGGGGAUGCCGGGUGAGGGUGGACAUGAGCAGAUUGGAUUCAGCGGCAGUCUGUAUGAUGUUGACCGACGUGUCUGGCCUCCGGUUCAGUCGCCUUAG
Messenger RNA from Zymoseptoria tritici IPO323, 1092 nucleotides. RefSeq lists its product as uncharacterized. Lineage: Eukaryota; Fungi; Ascomycota; Dothideomycetes; Mycosphaerellales; Mycosphaerellaceae. The transcript has a single exon. The coding region runs from base 1 to 1092 and encodes 363 amino acids. The record is from RefSeq and is a predicted model, not a curated record.